Messenger RNA from Monoraphidium neglectum, 1671 nucleotides. RefSeq lists its product as hypothetical. Bases 1 to 1671 code for a protein of 556 amino acids. NCBI's taxonomy places the organism in Eukaryota, Viridiplantae, Chlorophyta, Chlorophyceae, Sphaeropleales, Selenastraceae. The transcript has 5 exons. The record is from RefSeq and is a predicted model, not a curated record.
AUGACACCGGAGGAGGAGGCUGCUUACGAGGAGUUCAAGCAACAGCGCAAGGCCGAGCGGCAGCUGCAGCGAGACGAAAGCAAGCGGCGGCGUACGUUCGACCCCCUCAGCGCCCGCCGCGGCGCGCCCGCGCCGAAAAUCAGCAGCGCCCCUCCCCCAACACCCGUCGCUGCUGUGGGGCCCGCCAGCGGCGCCCCUGAACCCCCCACGCUGCGCCCCGCCGCGCCGCCAGUGGCGCGCCGGCCGCAGCCGCAGGCCUCGGCGCCGGCCUCGGACCCGCGUGCGGGCGCACCCCAGGAUGACGACAUUUCGGCACUGGUGGCGUCCAUGAUGGCGGACGGCGGCAUCCCGGAGGUCGAGGUGCUGCCGGAUGACGAGGACGAGCUCGCGGCAGAGCUGCGGCGCCGCGACGCGGCCGCGGCGGCGCGCGAGGGCGCGCUCCGGCGCCAGCGCGUCGCGGUGCCCGCGCGGCGGCGGCGGAUGACGCCCGCGCAGCUGCGCGCCGCGGCGGCGGAUGCUGAGAAGCGGCUGCUGCAGCAGCUGGUUGGAGCUGACGAGGAGGACGAGGACGAGCUGGACUGGGACGCCCUGGGGCAGUUUGAGGAGUUCGAGGCGGCGGCCAAGCGGGAGCGCGAGCAGCAGGAACAGCAGCGGCAGCGGCGGGGCCGGCAGCAGCAGCAGCAGCGGCAAGCGCCGGCCCAGCCGCAGGCACCGGCUGCGGCAGUUGGCGCCUCGCAGCCGGCGCAGCAGCAACAGCAGCAGCAGCAGCAGCAGCAGCAGCAGCAGCGGCAGCAGCAGCAGCAGCAGCAGCAGCGGCGGCAGCCGCAACCGGCGGCGGCGUCGGCGCCGUCAGGGGCGCUGGACCGGGACCUCAAUGAAUUGGAGGGCCUCCUCAAUUUGUUCGAGGCGAUGGAGUCGGGUGGCGCGGCCGCACCCAAGCGCAAGGCCGCCGCCAAGGGCAGCGGCGGUGCAGCGGCAGCCGCCGGUGGCCCUGGCGGCGACGACGAUGGCGAGCUGGAUUGGGGCCAGCUGGAGAAGGCACUGUUGGGUGAGGGGUGGGAGCAGGACCUGAUCGCUGAGCUGGCGGCAGACCUGGAUGCUGCGGCAGAGGAGGACGAGGAUGAGGACGAGGACGGCCGCGUCGAGGGCAAGGAGGCCACGCGUGUGCAGGGGGCGGCUGCGGGGCCUGCAGACGAGGCGGAGCCGUGGGCGGACGAGGUGACGACGCUGCUGCUGGGGCUGGUGAUGCAGUCGCAUGAGAAGUACCUGGAGAAGCCGCUGCUGCCGGACGCCGUCUCCGAGGAGGAGCGCGCCGCCGCGGUGUGGGCCGCGCCCUUUGUGCUGCUGGUGCUGGACGACAGCCGGCAGCAGCAGCUGGAGUAUGCAAACGCGGCCGCGGAGCGGCUGUUCGGGCGCGGCUACCUGGACCUGUUUGGCACCGAGGGGCACGAGCUCGUGGCGCAGGACGAGGCCGCGCAGGCGGAAUGGGCGUUUGCGCUGCGGGACGCGGACGAGUCGUCCCGCCGCUUUGCGGUCGUCCCGCGCCUCGCGCUGGCCGCGGCCGGCGGGCGGCGCGUCGUGGCGCGCGACGCGGCGGUGUUCCGGGUGGACAGCCUGGAGGGCACGCCCGUGGCGCAGGCCGUGUUGAUCAGGGAGUGGGGCGCGGAGUGA